ACCUUCCAAUUUGUCGUUACCACUGCCACAUUGAAGAAACUAGCAAUCUCACUCUCAUCUUCACACUACAUUUGUACAACUAGCCUCACGCCGUGGGAAGCGGUCUAUCUGUUUUUUAGAACGCUUUUAUUUACCCCCUCUUUUUCCUCAACUUCACGUCUCUUGCCUUCUUUCUUUCAACUGCUCAAUCACUCAACAAACACACACACACACACUCAAUGAGACCUUCAGGAGCGAAAAACUUGUUGCCACCUGGGCUGGUGUCCAAUCUUCAGGAUGUCCUUUCUGCCAGAAAGGGUGGUGCCCAAAAUGACAAUAAUGAAGAUUCAACGGAACCCAACUCGGUUCCAGAUGAGGUUGACGAUACAAAGCCUGUCGUUUUGGUUACAAACGCUGAUGGGAUCGAUUCCCCUGGCCUAACAUAUCUCAUUCAUGCUCUCGUUUCUCAGGGACUUUACAAUGUUCACGUCUGCGCUCCUCAAUCAGAUGAAUCAACAGCAGGACACUCUUUUACUCUGAAAGAAACCAUUGCUGUUACUUCGGCUGAGAUUCAUGGUGCUACUGCUUAUGAAGUUACUGGGACUCCCGUAGAUUGUGUGUCAUUAGCCUUGUCUGGGGCAAUAUUUUCCUGGUCAAAGCCUAUGCUGGUGAUAAGUGGAAUCAACAAGGGCUCAAGUUGUGGCCAUCAUAUGUUUUACUCAGGUGUUGUAGCUGGUGCAAGGGAGUCAUUGUUUAGUGGUGUUCCAGCUAUAUCGAUGUCACUUGACUGGAAGAAGGAUGAAAGUAAGGAGGGUGAUUUCAAGGAUGCCGUAAGUGUUUGUUUACCGUUGAUAAAUGCAGCCCUUAGAGAUGUUGAGAAGGGAGCUUUUCCCAAAUGUUGCUUGCUGCAUGUGGAAGUUCCAAAGUCUCCUCUGACAAACAAGGGAUUUAAAUUGACCAAGCAAAGUCACUGGAGCACUAAGCUUUGCUGGCAAGCUAUUUCAGCAAAUAGGAAUCCUACUGCCGGACGUUUUGUUCCCAAUCAGCAAAGCCUUGGACUACAGCUUGCACAACUAGGCCGAGAUGCUUCUGCAGCUUUACUUGAGAAGAAGCAGGAAGAAGAGGACGAGGAUUUAGAUUUUAGAGCUCUUGAAAAUGGCUUUAUAGCGGUCACUCCAGUCUCUCUAUCGAUGCAUGUAGAAGCAGAUGUUCAUGCAGCCGCUGCAGAGUGGAUUUCCAAUGCAUUAGAAGCUGAACAAUGAAAUUCAUCCAGUCACUUGAUCACUAACCUUCUGUACAUUUCGAGAUGAAUUUGUCUUGGUCAUCUAUGCAAAAUCCACAUUGGUGAUGCCUUGAUUGUUGAUUUGUUUUUGUCUAUUGCCUCAUCCCUUUUUACUUUGUAGUGAAGCAAAUCCAUCAGCUAACAGGGUUGUGUUGUAGGCUUCUUUAUUGACAAAGUUGUGGUUACGCAGAAUGGUUAGGUUAUUCUUUUCUACCUUGUAAACAGAAACAAACAGAUGAAAUAUAGUGGAAUGCUUUUCAUUA
Molecule: messenger RNA, 1524 nt
Organism: Lycium ferocissimum
Lineage: Eukaryota; Viridiplantae; Streptophyta; Magnoliopsida; Solanales; Solanaceae
Exons: 9
Coding region: 219-1241 (340 amino acids)
Molecular function (GO): nucleotidase activity
Source: RefSeq, a predicted model, not a curated record